Molecule: messenger RNA, 864 nt
Organism: Macrosiphum euphorbiae (potato aphid)
Lineage: Eukaryota; Metazoa; Arthropoda; Insecta; Hemiptera; Aphididae
Source: the annotation of a GenBank genome assembly
AUGUCUCCUAUUAAGAAGAAAGUGGUGAUCGUCGGAGACGGCGAGAGUGGUAAGACAUGCUUAUUGCGAGUGUUUUUUGAGGAUAUUUUCCCAGAAGUAUACGUGCCAACUGUGUUUGACUUCUAUUCAACCGAAAUCGAAGUUGAAGGGAAAAAGGUUGCGCUCGACCUUUGGGACACUGCUGGUCAAGAGGAUUACGACAGACUGCGACCACUGUCAUAUGGGUCCGCUGAUGUAGUGAUCCUAUGCUAUUCAAUCGAUACUCCCAAAUCGUUGAUUAACGUAAUUGAUAAAUGGGUGCCGGAAGUGCGGUAUUUUUGCAAGGAAGUGCCGGUGAUAUUGGUUGGUAAUAAGAAGGACCUCCGCGACAGCCGUCUGCAGAGUAUUGAUCUACCGCAGUCUAACCAGGACAUAGGCAACGCAACCGAAGUCACUGUUGGACAAACGAUUACUGAAAACGAAACGCUGAAAAGUAUUAGUCUGCCGGGUGAGACAGAAACUGUCGAACGGCUGCCGGUACUGGCGAAAUCGGAUGGCUACCGUGGCGGGAUAGUAACAAGACAAGAAAACUUCGACGUAUCGGAAAUUGGCCAAAAAAAUAUUAUCGGACAAGAACCAGAAAAAUCAGAAGCUACUACAGAAAAUCACAAUACGGACACACCGAGAAAAACUAGCAUUCGGAUACCUGAAUAUAAUGUCAUGACUACCAAAGAGAUUGGUCAAUCAGUGGCCGAAGAUAUCAAAGCUUUUGCAUUUUUAGAAUGUUCUUCGAAGACCAAGGAAGGAGUCCGUGAUGUUUUCGUAGCCACAGUGAAGGCGACGAGAAGGACUUCCAAACAUAGUACUCAGUGCAUUUUACUUUAA